AACUACACCCACCCUAACCGUUGUCCCCUCUUCUCUCCUUCUUCCCCAUUUCCCACACUUCCUUCUCACUCCUUUAAUGGCGAUUCUGCAGAUGGCUUCUCUCCUCAUCUCUCUUCUCUUCCUGGGUAAUUUUGCGUCGGCGACGGUGUUCACCGUCCAAAACCGCUGCAGCUACACGAUCUGGCCCGGCACAUUAUCCGGCAACGGCGUCGCAGUCCUCGGCAAUGGCGGUUUCGCCUUGCCGGCGGGCGCCUCCGUGCAGCUCCAGUCGCCGCCGGGGUGGUCCGGCCGGUUCUGGGGCCGCACUGGCUGCAACUUCGACGAUUCCGGCGUCGGCAACUGCAGCACCGGCGACUGCGGCGCCCUGAAGUGCAGCGGCGGCGGCGUCCCGCCUGUCACGCUCGCGGAGUUCACCAUAGCCUCCGGCGCCGCGGAUAAGGACUUCUACGACGUGAGCCUCGUCGACGGCUACAAUGUCGGAAUGGGGGUGAGCGCCGCCGGCGGCACCGGCGACUGCCAGUACGCCGGUUGCGUGGCGGAUCUGAACCAGAACUGCCCGCCUGAACUUCGGGUCGUGUAUUCGGGUUCGGUGGUCGCGUGCAAGAGCGCGUGCGCGGCGUUUGAAGCGCCGCAGUUCUGUUGCACCGGCGACCACGCGACGCCGCAGACGUGCGCGCCGACGCAGUACUCGGAGAUGUUCAAGAGCGCGUGCCCGAAGGCUUAUAGCUAUGCUUAUGACGAUGCCUCGAGUACCCGUACUUGUAGCGGGUCGGAUUACUUGAUCACUUUCUGCCCGAUCGGGUCGUCAUGAUUUAUGAUUGGCGUAAUUUUUCCAUCAUCUUCCUCGUAUGUUUUAGAUCUUAUAAAUAUAUAUAUUUUUUAAUAGAAUUUUAGGGUAGUUUUGAAUUUCUCAUACUUGGAUUGCGGGGAUUUAUUGAUUGGAUUUUCAUAUAAUUGGUUUCUUGUAAUGGGUUAGUCGAUAAAGAUUAAUAUUUCUUUAAUUUGGUAGGAAUUAAUUAAUAUCGUAUUCGUAUGCAA
Malania oleifera is the source of this 1038-nucleotide messenger RNA. RefSeq names its product pathogenesis-related thaumatin-like protein 3.5. The record is from RefSeq and is a predicted model, not a curated record. Gene Ontology annotation, biological process: defense response. NCBI's taxonomy places the organism in Eukaryota, Viridiplantae, Streptophyta, Magnoliopsida, Santalales, Ximeniaceae. Bases 77 to 811 code for a protein of 244 amino acids. Gene Ontology annotation, cellular component: extracellular region. The transcript has 2 exons.